AUGUCGAUGCGCCGCCGGCAACAGCAACAAUACCAGCAGCAGCCACACCACCAGCAAAUCCAACAUAAUCAGCAGCAGCAGUAUCGCCAAAUGUCGACUGGCGGCAAUGAUGACACCGAAGUUGCCCCAACGGACUAUUGCGUGACCAGUUCGCAUUAUUGUCGUGUGCUAAAUCCGGGCACGCCAAACUUUAACCGCAAAUAUUGA
Messenger RNA from Drosophila albomicans, 207 nucleotides. Its product is annotated as cAMP-specific 3',5'-cAMP phosphodiesterase 4-like. Bases 1 to 207 code for a protein of 68 amino acids. The record is from RefSeq and is a predicted model, not a curated record. The transcript has a single exon. Lineage: Eukaryota; Metazoa; Arthropoda; Insecta; Diptera; Drosophilidae.